Pelobates cultripes (western spadefoot toad) is the source of this 18757-nucleotide messenger RNA. Lineage: Eukaryota; Metazoa; Chordata; Amphibia; Anura; Pelobatidae. The record is from the annotation of a GenBank genome assembly.
GUGUGGUAUAUGUAAAAUAUAUCCUUAUGUACACAGUUUCAGUGGUGGUCCUUUUGGUUGGAAUGCGGACUGGAGAUAUAAAGUGUUUAAUGCUCCCUCCCUGUGGUCUGGUUUGUCCUGGUGUCAGAUCCAGCCCAGUGGAGGCUGUCCCCUGGCUGUGAGCUGGUUGGAUGGUGGAGCUGUGGAGUUAUUCAGCCGACAGGGAGGAUCCCCACACAUCAUAUUCUCAUCCACAUAGCGCACGGUACGGCAGCAGCAGCAGCACAGCAGGGGGAACAUGAGGGAAAUAGUGCAUAUCCAGGCUGGCCAGUGUGGAAACCAGAUUGGGACCAAGGUAACGUGACAUUACAGCUACCUCACUGACUGGGAUGGCUGGACAGCCUUUCAUUCAAUAUAAUGCGUCUGGUGCUACAUUGCAUUGGAUCUGUAGAGGGAAAAUAAAACGUACAUUAUAUAUUCAAUAUUAACCCUUUUAAUUGCAGUGCGCUGGAUCAAAGGGUUAAUGAUCUUUGUAAUGGGAUCUUGCGUUGGGGCAGUGACUGGGUUUGUCGGCACUCCUGGCACUGUAAGGGUUAAGUUGAACUGAGCGGUGUGUCACCACCAGAGUUAGCCGAGUGCUCUCUUAUUGUGUCCCCCUGUUCUGGGGCUGAUAGUGAUUGCCAGAUGUUUGAUACAAUGUUUGUCUCAGUAUCUUGUCAUUAGAAUGUUGCAAGACGACCUCCACUCCCAACACAAAAAUGAGUCCAAAGUUUACCCAGACUGAACUGGUUUUUCUUUUUGGAAAUGCUUUGAUUUGGGGGAUGGGGAGGUGGGAGCUAUAAAACAGUAAAUGUGAAUUAGCAAGAAUAUAUUUUUUUCCCCUCGUGGCUGUGAUUGGGUGUGUUCUCUGCUCUUUAUUUUAUUAUUUAUUUCAUUUUCCAAAAAAAAGUAAAAAGAAAGCACAACGUGUUUCCUUUUCCUGAGGAGAGAUGAUGAUAUUAAUGUGAAACUAUGAGCUGUGUCCAUACAAGGCAGGGCUCAUACCCAGAGAUUGGACAGGACACUCCUAACACUAGCUUCUCCACUCCUGGCAAUGCCAAUGUGCCUAGUAAAACUCUUCACUUCAGAGAAAAACUCUACAAAAUCACCCAAGCAAAAUCGUUUAACUAAAGCAGUGGGGAUUCUUUGGUAUUUUAUUGGAACCACUGUUUUGGUUUUUUUUUCUCAAAUGUGAAUAUUUAUUGGGCAGAUAUGACUAAAACCUGUGAUUUAACUUGUAUUUCAUCAGACAUGUGUGUGGGCCCCUCAGUAUGUUUGUAUCCCUGUCACUGUGAGGGUUAAUUCCAAGUUCUGUUCCUGUGGGAAAUUCUUGUAAAUUCUGUCAAUUCAAAGUACUUUAAGAAGUGUAUUGUUCAAGGUUUGAACGAGACAGUUAUAAGGUUUAUUGAAGACAUUUAUAAAAUGUAAAGUGUGUCUGCUACAAAUCUCUUCUUAUAUAGGAAACAUUUGAACAGUUAGGUUAUUGAUACCACAAGGAAUAGCAUACAUUUUCAGUUACAUUUCUUACAUUUUAGGAAGAGUGUGGGCAAGGAGCUAUAUCAGACUAUCUCUCAUCCUUUUGAAAUCCUAGAAUUGUCCACCCCCCUAUGGCCCCUUGUCCUGCAGCAUUUGGAGCAGGGAGUGCCCCGGGUGCAUUUGUACAAUGCCAGGAAUUCCACCAGCUGCUAUGGACUCACCUCCUUCAGGCUGGCCUGGCACAAGGGCCAAAAUAUCAUGUUCCACUAAUGAAUAAGCCCAAGAUGAUGAACACAAGGUGGCACAUUUCAAACAUUCCUGAUUUGUUUUUUUCUCUCUUAAUUAUAAUUUCUUAGUCAAUCAGUGCCUCCUUGGUAUUACUUUCUAAAUUGCACACAUUAACACAUUAUACGAUUUGCACACAGAAAACAAACCACUGAAAGCAGUAGUUAAAGGGACACUUUAGUCACCAAAACAACUUUACCUUAAUGAAGCAGUUUUGAUGUAUAGAUCAUGUCAUUUAGUUAAAUCACUUUUGUUUCUGUUUAUGCAGCCAUGGUCACACCUCCAAUGGCUGUAACUCACACAGUCUGUAUAAAAAAUGGUUUAGUUUUCAAUCAGAUAGUAACUUGCAUUACAAUUUUGUAUUAUCAGCUCUCCAAAUUGAACUUUAAUUACAUACAGGAGGCUCCUGCAGGGUCUAGCAAGCUAUUAACACAGCAGAAGAUAAGAAAUUCUACAUUAAACCGAAUUUUCAAUAAAGGAAGUAUAAACAUUAUAUGACUCUUUACAGGAAGUGUUAGGAAGGCUGUGCAAGUCACAUGCAGGGAGGUGUGACUAGGCUGCAUAAACAAAGUGAUUUAAUUCAUAAAUGGCAGAUAAUUGAGCAGUGAGACUGCAGGGACAUGAUCUAUACACCAAAACUGCUUCAUUAAGCUAAAGUUGUAUUGCUGACUAUAGUGCCCCUUUAAGUUAUGAUACCUGUUAAAAUAGUAGAAACUUAUUGCCAGCAUGUACACCAUAUGGCUGUUCUCAGCUUUAUAACACUCACUUAAAUCUAGCUCUGGCCCUACAUUGACAUUAAUAAGGGGGUCAUCUCUGUCCCUCACUGUUUAUUUCCCUCUCUCUUUAUUUCUAAUAUUUUGUAAAGUUCUCUAUCAGGGUUAUUCACUAAAGUGAGAAUUAAAAGUUAAUUUCAAAUUUAAGGCCAAAGCAGUUGAACUGGAAGCAUAAGCUGUAUUAGAUAAUUUUUACGGAUUGGCUAUUGUGACUGUAUAUUUGAAAUUCCCUUUGAAUUCUCACUUUAGUGAAUAGCAUUAUAUUUUAUUGUUUUAUGGUUUGAAUGGGUCCGCAUCUUCAUCGCAAUCACUAGAGCAAUUGUCACCCGCUGUGUUUCUUUCACUAAACCAAAGAGGUGUGGAGGAAGAGGCUCACCCAGCAUUUGUGUAAGAAACAUUUUGUAGAACUGAAACAGAAAGGAUAGUUGGACCACUGUGAUUAGAUUCACAUUACUAUGCUACAAAUGGGACUUUGUGAGAUGUAUUCACUAAACUAUCAAGGUUACUCAUUUAUUCAGAAAAUGAAAAUUCCAAACCCUUAAUGCAACUCAGCUUUGGGUCUUUAGGGUUUAACAGAGCUUUCUCUCUUUCACACUUAAAAACCCCCUGCAAUUUCAGUAGAUAUCGGCACUUUUAUAAUGAUGCUAAGUUGCUUCCCCAGCUGUCUGAUUGAUACUCACUAUUCUUCAUUAAUUUGUGCUGUAAGAAAAAUUGCAGGAACAGCGCAACAAUAGCUGUGCAUGCGCCUUGACUCCCAAUGCUUGCCUAUUAGAAGCAUUUUAUUGGCUGGAAGAUGAUCAACACUUUCUUCUUUUUUGCCAUUGUCUCACCACAUGAUAAUUUGGUGGACUAUUAGCUACUUAAGUCAGUGGUUACGUAGCCCUGCAGUAUCACUGCUCAAUUCUUUGCCAUUUAGGAGUUAAAUCACUUUUGUUUCUGUUUAUUUUGACAUAGCAAUACCUCCCCUGGCUGUGACUGGCACAGCCUACAUAAACAAAAAAUGGUUUCAUUUUCAAUCAGAUCUUAACUUACUUUAGAAGCUUUUAUCUCCUGGUCUGUAAAUUGACUUUUAAUCACACACAGAGACAUUAUAAAUUAAACACACUGUGCAAUAAAGGAAGUGUAAACAUUAGAUCUCACUUUACAGGAAAUGUUUAGGAAGUCUGUGCUUAUUACAAGCAGGGAGGUAUGACUAGGGCUGCAUAAACAAAGUGAUGUAACUCCUAAAUGGCAGACAAUUGAGCAGUGAGGCCACAGGGACAUGAUCUGUACACCAAAACAACUUAAUUAGGCUAAAGUUGUUUUGGUGCCUGUAGUGUCCCUUUAAAUCGGAAGGCAAGGCUGAGGCUAAACUUGCCAAGCUGCGACUAUAGCUGACCUGGAUAAUUUUUCCAGAUCAAAUAAUUAGUCUCAGUUUUGGCAUUCAGUUUUAAUGCUCUAAAAUUCAGAGUUUAGUGAAUAACCCUGUCUAUGCUGCUAUAUUUUGAUCUACUUUAUUGUUGCAGGUUACAGAAUUAUUACCAAGGGGUUUAUUCAAUGAUCUGCAAAUUGUCAAAAAUAGCAAAACCGGAAACUCUCUCCAGUUUGGCUAUUUUACCCAAUUUGUCUAUUUUGGGCUUGACCAUUUUCUAAAUGUAUAGUCCAAAGAUUACCCACCCCUUUACAUGCCCAUAACCACUCCUUUACAUGCCAAUAACCACUCCUUUACAUGCCAAUAACCACUCCUUUACAUGCCCAUACCCACCCCUUUACAUUCCCAUACACACUCCACUACAUGCCCACAACCACCCCUUUACAUGCCCAUACACACUCCAUUACAUGCCCACACCCACCCCUUUACAUGCCCAUACCCACUCCAUCACAUGCCCAUACCCACUCCUUUACAUUCCCAUACCCACUCCUUUACAUUCCCAUACACACUCCUUUACAUGCCCAUACACACUCCUUUACAUGCCCAUACACACUCCAUUACAUUCCCAUACACACUCCUUUACAUGCCCAUACACACUCCAUUACAUGCCCAUACACACUCCUUUACAUUCCCAUACACACUCCAUUACAUGCCCAUACACACUCGUUUACAUUCCCAUACCCACUUGUUUACAUGCCCAUACACACUCCAUUACAUGCCCACACCCACCCGUUACAUGCCCAUACCCACUCAUGUCCUGUGGUGGCUUCUUUGUAGAUUUCUUUUAGAGGCCUUUUUGAAAUAUACAAUUACAAAAAUAAAAAAGCUAAAUCAAUGUUCCAGAAUAUGAAUCUUCUUAAAGGGCCACUAUAGGCACCCAGACCACUUCAGCUCAAUGACGUGGUCUGGGUGCCAGGUCCCUCUAGUGUUAACCCUGCAGCUGUAAACAUAACAGUUUCAGAGAAACUGCUAUGUUUUCACUGAGGGUUAAUCCAGCCUCUAGUGGCUGUCUGAAAGACAGCCGCUAGAGGUGCUUCCUCGCUUCUCACUGUGAAAAUCACAGUGAGAAGAUGCUAGAUGUCCAUAGGAAAGCAUUGUGAAAUGCUUUCCUAUGGACUGUUUAAAUGCACACGUGGCUCUUGCUGCGCAUGCGCAUUCGGAGCUGACGCCAGCAGGGGGUGGAGAGUUCCCCAGCACAGAGGGAGCCUGGCGCUGGAGAAAGGUAAGUGUUUAACCCCUUCAGCCCAGCGGGAGUGGGACCCUGAGGGUGAGGGGGACCUUUAAGUACCUAGUAAGUGUCCUCAUUGAUAAAAUGAAUCUAGUGCUACAAGUUGUCUCUAUUAAAAUAUUCUUGCGUGUCAAUAACAGACAGGACAGGUAUAUAGUUGUGUUGCAGUGGAAAUGUUCCUAUCUAUAUAAUUUAUCAUUAGAUAUACACCGGCAGCUUUGAGAGCUGUAGCAGACUAAACAAGUUGUUUCCUCGAAUUGUGAACUAAAUGUAUUUCCUUUGUCUCUUUCUCUUGUUCUUCUCCACAAGUUUUGGGAAGUUAUCAGUGAUGAACAUGGAAUAGAUCCAGCAGGAAGCUAUGUCGGUGAUUCAGCCCUGCAGCUCGAGAGGAUUAACGUGUACUACAAUGAAUCAUCCUGUGAGUACAGGGGCAAAUGAAGACAGGUCAUGGUGAGGGGGUGAGCUCAUAGCUGUGUUUCCUUCCAUGUGCUUUGCAGGGAGGUUAAAAUAACAUACAUUAUAUAUACACUGAGCAAAAUUAUAAACACAACACUUUUGUUUUUGUCUCCAUUUUUCAUGAGCCGAACUCAAAGAUCUAAGACUUUUUGUUCUCUCAGAUAUUGUUCACAAAUCUGUCUAAAUCUGUGUUAGUGAGCACUUUUCCUUUGCCGAGAUAAUUUAUCCACCUCAGAGGUGUGGCACAUCAAGAUGCUGAUCUACAUGUUGUAGAUACUGAGAAUUAGAAAAUGGGCCAACAUUGAGCUGUCUGUUUAAAAACACAAGGAUGAGUAGAGGGGUUUAACGGCACAGAAAUUCUCUCCUGCUGUGCAAACAUGUACAAUUACACUGAGAUAUAAACAUUAUAUACACGUAUGAUAAUAUAGCAACUCCACACGAGUUCCUCUAGUGUCCCAUAGAAGCAGAGUAUUUAAUUUCCUUGGUUUCCAAGUCACGAUCGGACCAACACCUCUGGAGCAGGUGUGGGUUAUGCCUCGUUGUUCUGUGAGUCAGCACGCUGGCCAUCAGCAUAAAUGGAAACUCUCUAGGUCUUACGUGAUACCACAUACAUUAAUUAAGUGGUCAUUAUUCUAUGUGUGAGGAAUGAAAACCUGUAAGUAUGGAAUCCAGCAGAUAAAAUUAGGAAGCAGGGCCAUCAGCCCAUCUUUUCCGAUAGUACAAGUCUGCUGGUCAUCCUUUGUUCUUGUUUAUAUGUAGCACCUAUUUAGCCAUUUGUGGACUGAUUAUGGUGAGGCACAGAAUCUGUACCACCACAAAUGACAGUAGCUGAAACACAAACUCUGAAAGUUCAAAAGCUGUCAGCAUCCAGAGAGGUGAAAGGUUGCAAUGCCCAUAAAGGAAUGUCCCUGUAAAUAAUAUGUCCAUCUUAAUCAACACAAGAAACACAGACCCAAAAUAACAAAGAUGACAGUAAUGAUGAAUAGAAGUAACAAAUACAGAGUACGUAAAUAUAAAGGAAAUAAACUGAAUGGUCUAUUAGAGAGUCUUUAUGAAACCCUCAGAAAUUACAACCUGGAACCUAAAGAUUCCCUACAUACUUUGCAUUUACAGCCCUACAUUCAUUAGGCAUUCUGUUUUUACAUGGGAUCGUUACAGACUGGUGUAUUAUAAUGGAUAUAUUGUUCAUUGACCUGAAUUCCAUUUAAUAUACACCAAGCCUUAUAAAGUCUCUAUGUAUCUCUGUGCCUUCAGUUUCAUGCCACUUAUUUCCCCCAAUGCUCACACAAAAACCUGCUUUUGGUAGGACUGCUGAGGUUGUGUUAUUUGGCAUGUUUUAAUUGCUUUUUAGUUGAGCUCCUACUAGACUUUAAGGCAGCUUGUCCUCCUGAGGCCUCCAUAACUGCAGUGAUUAGAGAGAAAUAUAUAUACUUACACUACUGUAAAAGUGUAAUAGUACACACUAAUGAAGAAUUUCAAGUGGUACGUGAAAAACUAGGUGUUACCCAGGUGUACCUCACACACACCUAAUAUACAAAUAGGCACAAGAAAAAAGUGGAAAAACACCUAGUAUACAGUAAAUUAAAUAACACCUGGGAAGAUGAAACAGGAAUAGGAUAAAUUAUGUAUGUAGAUCUGUAACAGUUAUAAACAUUACAUAGCGUGAUACAGUUACAGUUAAAUAAAAUGAUGUGUUAUAUAGGAGUCGCACUCACUCCAUAACUGCAGCCCUUACAUAUGCGGACAACUUGAGACAAGUGUGACAGCUCUGUGGAUGCUGUCAUGCUUGUAGGAAAAUCUGUUUGCAACUAGUGGAAUGUCUCUGCAGGGAAGCCUUUCUGACCUUUAUAGACAAGUGGUUUAAGAUAUAGACUUGGUAUGACCCAACUUGUGCACUGAGACUGAAAUUAAUAAUUCAUGUUUUAGCACCAGUGACAACAUCCAGAGGUUACAGCUGCAAAUAUCAUUGCAGUGUGUGUGUCCACUCAUACUCGAUGCCUACAUGUCUUCCCAUUUAUUAAGAGAAAUGCUGCUAAAAGAGGCUGGGAAACUGCUGAAUUAGGCUGAGCUGUAGGGGUCCAUUAAAACAUUAUUUUUGGUAAUUGCGACCGUUACCAUCCUGGUCUCCUCACCAUCCAAAAAACAACCAAAAACAUUGCUAAAACUCUUUUUAUCUAGUUCCACUGCAAGAGUCUCUCUCAGACCAAUUCUCCUCCACUGACGUCAUACACAUUACUUGAAAGUGAUGGACAUUGGGAGACAGGUUGAGGACAUGGGGGGGCGCAGCCAUUAGCUCUCUGUUGCCAGCUUCCUGUAACAGAUGCCAAACAUGUACAGAAUGUAAAAACUUUAAAAAGUGGACAGGUAACUGCAGUACGUAAAAAAAUAACAACUUUAUACCAAAUGCAGCCAAACAGCCCAAAUGCUGCUUUUCUACUGACAGCAAAGGGGAGGCUAGAAGCAAUAUCCAAAAUGAGAAACGCUGCAAGGGGUUAAUUCUACUAUGAGACAAUUACCAGAUCAUUUAAUAUAUCAAAUGUAGCGUAUACAGAACAGACUUUUCGGGCACAGAAAUGUGUAAAUGUCACCAAUAUCGGCAAGCUAAGGGUCCAGACCUACACUUGCCGCUUGAGGAAUGUGCAGUUUUUCUCUGGGGGGCCAGAGGGGUCAUAAACUAAAUUUGUCACUGUUUGUAACUAGCACUUUUUUCCCCCAAUACGUGGUACUUUAUAAUUGCAAUCGAUAUUACACUAUGAACAUUUUAAUUGCACAUAUUACACUAUGAACAUUUUUUUAUUUCAUUUGCAAAAACAGAAUUGAAGGUUUUUAGUUUGGUAUACAGUAUUUCUAAUCCCUAUGUACAUUGGCACAUUCUCUAAGUAUAUUUCAGUAGGUUGAUAUUUACCCAGACCAUUUCAUCUCAAUGAAGUGAUCUUGGUGCAGUGGUCCUAUAACUGUAACCCUUUAAUUUAACCCUUUAAGUGGGAAUCUCCACAAAAAGCACUAAAUUGUUAUAGAUCAGAACUAUGUAAACAAACAAUUGCUCAUGCAAACCCAUUAAUGAUAAGUUGUGGAUUAGCAAACCACUACAGAUAUCGAACAUCUUUCAAAUAAGAAUCCAGGGAACAAAUCCUCUAGUAGCAUUUAGAAUGUUAUAUUAGGCCCUCCCGCUUAAAGGACCACUAUAGUGCCAGGAAAACAUACUCGUUUUCCUGGCACUAUAGUGCCCUGAGGUUGCCCCCACCCUCAGGGUCCCCCUUCCGCCGGGCUCUUUCUCCAGCGCCGGGCAGGGGACUCUCCUCCUUCUCUCCGCCUCCUCUUCGACUGAAUGCGCAUGCGCGGCAGGAGCUGCGCGCGCAUUCAUCCAGUCCAUAGGAAAGCAUUCACAAUGCUUUCCUAUGGACGCUGGCGUCUUCUCACUGUGAUUUUCACAGUGAGAAGCGCGGAAGCCCUCUAGCGGCUGUCAAUGAGACAGCCACUAGAGGCUGGAUUAACCCAUUUAUAAACAUAGCAGUUUCUCUAAAACUGCUAUGUUUAUAGAAAAAAGGGUUAAACCUAGCUGGACCUGGCACCCAGACCACCUCCUUAAGCUGAAGUGGUCUGGGUGCCUAUAGUGGUCCUUUAACUGCACAGUUUAAACUUAACUCAAUCACUAAUCACUAACCAUCGUUUCCAUCAUCUUUUGACAAUUUCCACCAGAACAGUAACCUUUUUCACCCCACAGUGACAUAUAAAGGGACACUAUAAGCACCAAAACAAUUUUAGAUUAAAGGGACACUAUAGUCACCAAAACAACUUUAGCUUAAUGAAGCUGUUUUUGUGUAUAGACAAUCCCUCUACGCCAAGGUUUUUUUUGUGUUUUUUUUUUUUUACUAUUUACCUGUUGGCUGCUAGUGGGCAAAUAGUUUGGAUUUUUUAAAUCUGGGCCUGGAUAUUAAUCAUUCUAUUUAGAAUUUCAGCUGUCUGGUAGCGUUCGGUCAGGUUGGAAUACAAAACUAUUUAAUUAAGCUAAAGUUGUUUGGGGGACUAUUGUGUACCUUUUAAUGCAGUGGUUAUGGUGUAUAGAUCAUGCCUUUGCAGUCCUAAGUGGCAGAGAAUUGAGACUGCAGUGGCAUGGUUUAUUAAGCUAAUGUUGUUUUGCUGCUUAGAGUAUCCUUUAAACAUUUGAAAACAUACCUUUAUAUUCUGAAAACCACAUGUAAGCCAUCAGCUUUUAUCCUGAGAGUCGACACACAUACUAUCUACACUUAAGGGUCGUCACACUCGAAUCAGCUGUGUCUUAAGAGCAAACAUUACUCUCACCAGCUGUUUGCCUCUGAAUAGCACCCUCACAAUUAGCUGUUUGUCUUGCAAACUAGCACAGUCACCAUCAGCUGUCUGCUGGAUGUCUGCACGCUCAGCAUUAACAACAGGUGGUCGUAUCAAGAACCAACACAAGCAUCACCAGCUGUAUGUGCGAAUAAUCGGAUACUGGGCGCUUACCUGAGCCAUGUGUCCAAGACCUAGUAAUAUAAUGUCCUUAUGGUAUUUGGUCAGCUAAUAGUGUCAUUGUCACUAGCUUUCUGUCUGGGUAGGUAGCAGAAUAAAGCGGAGUACGAUCUGUAUGUAAAUAAGCUAACACCAUCGUAGACUAAGAAAUAUGUUCUAUUUAUUGUUGUUUGUUUAAAAUGAACUUGAUCUAGAACUUGAUAGUGUCUCUGAUAAACGUAGACAUUCCGUACACACAAGGUGGAGAUUUUUAAAAUGUGGGCAUAGAUUUUAAGCAUUCUGUUCCGAAUCUCAGCUGUCCGGUAGCGUUCGGUCGGGCUGGAAUCAGGAUUUUGCAGUCCAAAUAGUCCAAUGCAUAGCCAGAUGGUUUUGCCCAUUCGGACUCUAGUGUGUAACCCUGUUUAAUAUUAUAGGAGAUAUUAUGCAUAAAUGAACAAUGUGUAUCUCAGACCUGCUCUGCUUGAUCUCUACUUUUCCAGUAAUCGUCUGCUGAUACCCAGUGUGACUCCGUCAAAUAAAUACUGUGUGUUUUGUGUACAUUAGCAUCCUGCUAGUAAUACAGAAUUGUUUACACAUAGCAGGAAUUAACUUUGGUAUGUCUGAAAUGUUCGAUCUCAAGUCUAAAAAUGGAACUGUUUUUGUUCCUACAGAAACCUCUGCUCAGCCUAGAUCUGGAGCAUUAUAUCAUGGAUUUGACAUUAGGUUAAAAUACUAUGUUUUAGAUACAUAAGAAUACAAAAAUGCUGACCUUACAUACAAGGUGACUAACCAUUAAUAACAAACCCAUCUGUCAUGGCACUCGGAGUUACUGGUUUUUGGGAGGGGAGCACGACAGAGCUUGCUAGUUGAAGUGUGCAGUUACUUGUCGAAGACCUUGCUGAAUCAUUACCUAAUGAUACUGGGGCUUUUUUCUAAACUAGUACUAUUUAAGGUUUACUGGCAUUCAAAUUUUCAAACACAUUGUUUUGCAUGAUAUUAUUUUGAUUGCCUUCCUUGAUUGCAAAGCAUGGCCAUUUUUCAAGCUAAAGGGACACUUCGGGCACCAAUACAACUAAACACAUUUGAUAGGUUUUGGCUUCAUUAUUAUGCUGUAUUUUUUGCAUUCUCAAAUAUGUAUAGUUUUUGAAAAAAUAAAAAAAUGUUUAGCUGAAUGCUGCAGCAUAAGCCUGCCUCUUUAGCCACUCCCCCUCACUCCAGAAAAAGACUUCCUUAUCAAAGCUAUGCACAGCUCAGCCACUGACAGUAAUAAAUGAUCUAAAGAACAAAACAGCCUACAUUAGAAGGAGAGGACACUCAGGGAGACAUAUAGUAAGGAUAUCACUACCUGCUUAUAGUUUCUCUGACUGUCUGCAUCCAGGUUGAGAAUUAGAAUUAGCUCACCCCAGCUGUAGCAUACAUUUGCUAAGAAAGUCAUUAUGGGAUGAGGGGCUUGGCUGAGGAGGCAAGCUUUUAGUGCAACAUUCUGCAAAAAAAAAUAUUGAAGCAAUGAGUAAAUAAACUAUGUCACCUUUAUCAUCUCUACAAUUAUACACAAUCGACUUGAACAUAAAUGACUGGCACAAAGCGGGGGUGAAGAAGAUAAGGCAACUAUUAGAUACAACACAUAUAAAACAUUACCAGACCUGCAAACAGAAGUCUCGCUCCGCUCAAAAAAGGUGUGCGCAUAUCUCAGAAUUAAAAAUAUACUGCUUACUCCUAAAAUGUAAAGGCUAAAUAGGAAAAACAUAACCACCAUCCGCAAACCCUGCUGGAGGACUAAAUCCACGACUAAACCGUUAACACUAGACUAUCAGUUUAUUGCACAAAAUAAUAAACCCACCAAGCUACCAUUAUGCUCCAGUGGGAAAAAGAACUCACGAAGAGCGUUAGCAUUAAUAUGUGAAACAAAGAUGCAUCCAAAUAUCUGACACAUUUAGAGGUGAAAAAUAAGCUAGUAAUGAGGUGGUACACGGUUCCCCAACGCUUAGCUCAGAUUUUCCCCUCUAGCUCAGCGGUGUGGUUGAGAUGCAGUAGAGAAGUAGGCUCAGGGUUGCACAUAUUUUGGUCCUGUCGUUAAAAACAUUUUGGAACCAUGCACUAGUUAUGCUAAACCUGGUAAGCUCAGCUAACAUACAUCUUUCUUCAGAAGUCAGUUUACUUGAUAUGUUUAGAGCAGAUAUAAGAGGUUAUGAUAAAACCAUGGUAAUUCAUAUACUAACCGCAGCUAAAAUUAGUAUAGCGGUGGCAUGGAAAUCUAUGUCUCUGCCUCCUAUACAAAUAGUAAUCACAGGUUGCAACAAUCAAGUAGGUAUGAAACUAUGACAUACCGCUUACUUGGUAAGCAAAUAAUAUAUAUAUAUAUAUAUACAUACAUAUACACACACACACACACACAACAACAACAACCACAAUAUUUCUCAAAAUGGAAGGGGGAUAGUGGAUGAACUAGUGGUUGUUGAAUGUUCGUGUGUCUGUAUGCUGUUUUUGAUACUUUACAUGUCAUUUAAUAAGUUGUGUUUAUUACUGUGUUUAAUGACUGAUGUAUAAUCUUGUAAUAUAUUUACAGAACCUGGAUAUAACUCAUAUAUUGUACUUCACAUGUAAUGUAACGCCUCAAAGCCAAUAAAAACCAUACAAUACAAAAAAGAAAAAAAGCUCCAGACAUUGUUCAAUUUCUGGACAUUGCAAAACAGCCUUCUAAUUAAUCUGCAGGUAGUCCAGAUUUCAGGCUAUACAGGUGCAACCAAAUUGCUAAAAACAAAAUGGAAUUAAAUGCUCAGAUUCAAGAUAAUGGGCUCCUAACUGUCAUACUGAAGUUACACAAUGGAGUUGGUCCAAAUGUGCAAGCGAAUAGGGACAAACACUAAUACUGCAGAGAACUAUUAUGAUGGCCAAAUCUAUUCAAGAAAGAGUUAACUCCAUGGAGGGGUUUUAUAUACUCCAAUUAUAAACACAUAUCUAAUAGGCAUUUCAUUAAUAAUUUAUUCAUUUCUGUUUUAUAUUUAUAUUUAUAUUUACCUUUUGCCCACUAGCUGUUGGUGCUGUCAGGGGAGAAGACUAGUGAAUUUGGUUGAAAAUUAAUGUUUGAUAAAUGUGUAAAUCCCAUAUUUUAUACUGGAUUCUUAUUUGAAAAAGACAAAUUUUAAGGCUCAUACCAGAGAUCACUUGAGAUGAGAUGUGCUAAAUUGGUUGAAUAAUACAAAAUUACAACUGAAUUUAUUUUUUAUCAAUUACGAGAAUUACAAAUCUAGUUUAGAUCCUUCCAUUGCAAACAAAGAUUAUCCAUCUGGACUAAAUCGAAUAACCACAAUGAACGUUUUAAUAGCACAUGCCUUCCACGUGGCUGUUGGGUGAUCACACUGUUGUGUGCUUUAUAUGGCUUGCUUUGAUCACGCCUUAAAACAGUGACACUUCCAAGAAGGGCUCCAGGCUGACUGGUACACAUGGGGUUGUGUGGUUUGUAGAUUAAUUAAAUCACAGGAAAAGAGCAGAACAUGACAUCAGGGGCCCAGUCUGAAUUAACACCCAGAUAUUUUACUGAACGUCUUUAGUCAUACUUCUAGGACUUGACUACAUAAAAUUUAAAAAUAUAAUAUAUAUAUAUAUAUAUAUAUAUAUAUAUAUAUAUAUAUAUAUAAAAAUAUAUAUAUAUUACUAGUUUGGUACUGUGACCUGCAGAUAUUGUUGGACUACAACUCCCAUAUUUCUCUGCAUACAAAUGUAUUGAAGAGAACUGUGGGAGGUGUUGUCCAGCCACAUUGCCAGGGCUGCAGUUUGGGACCACUGUAGUACCCAGCCCUGAUCUUUUGAAGCUAACUAAAAAACAAAUAUACCCAGGUGGCAACAUUCUGCCAUGUAUAUAAUAUGGCAAACAUAUCCUGUAUUAAUAAUGAUAAAAUCAAUAAACAUUAUUUAUAUUUACAGCUCAGAAGUAUGUGCCAAGGUCCGUCCUGGUGGAUCUGGAACCAGGUACCAUGGACAGCGUCCGGUCUGGCCCAUUUGGACAGCUUUUCAGGCCUGAUAAUUUCAUUUUUGGUAGGUAUAAAUAUAGAUAGUGUACAACAAAACAAUGAAAGGCUGCGCCAGAAAAAAAAUAAUAAAUAGUAAAAAAUACACAGAAUUUUUUUUUUGUUUAUAUAUAAUAUAUAAAAUAUAUAUAAAGAAAAUUAAAAAAUAAAAUAAGUGUAUAAAACAGUCCCAAUUUAUAUCAGAAAUUAUAUAUUCUUAGUUGCUGUUUCAGCUGGUAGGAUCUCUUCUCUGUUUGUAGUGGAUCGUCUCGCAAUAUAAAAGACACAAUGAGAAAGGACCAAUCGUGUAGAGUGUAUAAAAUAGAUGUAAAUAAAUUAAAAUAUAAAUUGUACACUCACAUUCGAAUGAGCUAUGUCCAGCUCAGGUGUAACAGGCAUACAGCGGAUUAAUCCCCGCUUGCGGGAUAUGUAGAUGCUUGUCCUCCGGAGAGUGAAGGUAUCCAAUUCUCAAGGAAGAUGACACGAUGUAGAAAUAGGUUGAAGUAAAAUAAAAUAUACUCACAAGUGGAGUGCAGGCCUGUCUGCACUCGGAUGAUAGCGUGGGUGGUAUAAUCCCCACUUUAGGAUAAGUAAAAUGCCAGGAAACAGUGAUCAAAGAUGUAUAAAAUAAAAUAAAAUCGUAUAAAGGAAUGAUAGUACAAAAUUAUUUAUUUAUAUAAAAUAUACAGUAUAAUAAAACCAAUAAUGCGUUUCACCACUGGGGCUUUAUCAAAUUCUAAAACAAAUAAAGGUUUACUUCAAUGUUAAUGGGUUUUUGACUGAGUCCCCUGAUGCAAUUCACGAGCACGAGAUGUUUCAUGGCACUGGAACUUUGAUCUAAUUCUGAUCCUUUCAGAGAUUAGACUGAAUUUUAAUGCAAUGAGGGCCAUCAUGGGAUAUGAUGCGGUCAUCCCCCCUCUCCAUCCUUACAACUAUCUCUCCUAUAAGAAAGCACUUUAGUUGUCAGUUACUUUUAUCACUGAACCUUUACAAUAAACAAUAGUUGAUGCUAUAUACAGAAUAAUCUAUGUAUAUAAAUCUUACAUGUGUCAUGUUAAAAAAUCCAACAAAGGUCAUUUGCUGAAAACAACAUAUACUAAGUAGUAGCACUUUUCCAUUCAAAGCUUACUACCACUGAGCAUGCACGCAACGUGGAGUGAUCAUUACUUGUGUAAUGCACUGAUGUUUGUUUACUAGUGUUGAGAGUACUUGCACUGACAUCACGUGCAACUGCUUUUGGUGCUAGUGCACAUGUUAAUGCCCAGGAAUUCCUGCAGCCUUAAGCAGCCCCUAUUCUUUUGGGAAGUAGAGGCUAAAUAUUAUAUAUAAAUAUUUUUUUUUUGCAAAGUUUGAACAACUUCCACCAACUUGCGUACCUUGAAAUUAUCCAGGUGCAUAGUGUCCCUUUAAGCACUAUGGUCUCUAAAUAAUCUAGAGCAGGGCUGGCAGAUUGCUAAAUGUAACCUCCAGUCUUAUUAAAGGCACUGGUUCUUUUCUACCUAUUAAGGCUUAGUUUUCAUUUGUUCAUUAUUUUAUUUUUUUUGUUUCUAAUAUAGGACAAACCGGUGCAGGAAACAACUGGGCAAAAGGACAUUACACAGAGGGGGCUGAGUUGGUAGAUUCAGUUCUGGAUGUGGUCCGAAAGGAAUGUGAUCAUUGUGACUGUUUGCAAGGGUUCCAGCUAACCCAUUCUCUUGGAGGUGGAACAGGAUCUGGAAUGGGGACACUUCUCAUAAGCAAAAUAAGAGAAGAAUAUCCAGAUAGGAUAAUGAACACAUUCAGCGUUAUGCCCUCACCUAAAGUGUCUGAUACUGUGGUUGAGCCCUAUAAUGCAACACUGUCUGUCCAUCAACUGGUGGAAAACACAGAUGAAACGUACUGCAUUGACAACGAAGCCUUGUAUGACAUUUGCUUCCGUACAUUGAAGCUCACUACACCCACCUAUGGAGAUUUGAACCACCUAGUCUCAGCUACCAUGAGUGGAGUUACCACUUCACUACGAUUCCCUGGCCAGCUCAAUGCAGAUCUCAGAAAACUAGCGGUUAAUAUGGUACCAUUCCCACGUCUUCAUUUCUUCAUGCCAGGAUUUGCACCACUGACAGCUCGGGGAAGCCAACAAUACAGAGCCCUCACUGUACCUGAACUUACACAGCAGAUGUUUGAUGCCAAGAAUAUGAUGGCAGCUUGCGAUCCACGUCACGGGCGGUAUCUGACAGUGGCCACAGUCUUCAGGGGACCAAUGUCCAUGAAGGAAGUGGAUGAACAAAUGCUUGCUGUUCAGAACAAAAACAGCAGUUACUUUGUAGAAUGGAUUCCUAACAAUGUAAAAGUAGCUGUAUGCGACAUCCCACCACGUGGCUUGAAGAUGGCCUCCACAUUCAUUGGCAACAGCACGGCCAUCCAAGAGUUGUUUAAGAGGAUCUCAGAGCAGUUCUCGGCCAUGUUCCGUAGAAAGGCUUUCCUACAUUGGUUUACAGGGGAGGGCAUGGAUGAAAUGGAAUUUACAGAGGCUGAGAGCAAUAUGAAUGACCUGGUUUCUGAAUACCAGCAGUAUCAAGAAGCUACUGCCAAUGAUGGGGAGGAGACAUUUGAAGAGGAUGAAGAAGAAAUUAGUGAAUAAGAAGCUGAAUGCAAAAUUAAAAUCAGCAGAAUCCAUAUUUUGUAAACAAAUUGUCUGAAAUUCUUAACUUUAAAUUUCUCUGUUACACUUGUAAAUGUUUGAAGGCCAUUUCAACAACAAAACUUUUUUUUUUUGUAGCACUUGAACCUGUGGGGGAAUUUACACUUCUAGGACAGAUUUUGUAAUACAGCUCAUUGUUUAAUAAAGAAGAUACACAUAUAUUUGUAUUAGAAAUUUUGCAAAAUGGUUGAAAAUACAGAGGUGAAAUGUUUAAUAAAAGUUAUUCCUUGCCAGUUGUGUUAACCAUUGUGGAUUUUUAUUAGGGCAUAACAAGAAAAAGUAAGGACUUCUUGCUAAAGGUGUUGACUAAUUUUGCAGGCCUCCUAAAUGUCCCACUAUUGGCGGGACAGUUGCUAUUUAAUGCCAUUUCUAUUUCCGAACAUUGUUUAUUUUAUUUCUUCCGAAAGAUAAAACCUGCAUUUUAUGUAUCCUUUUAAGUGAUUAAGUAGAUAUGUUGCCUUCAAAACUACUGAACCUGGAAAAUAGUAUAGAUGUGUAUGUUGUCAAAUUUUCCAUAAUGUCUUAAUAUGUGAAAAAAUUCAUUAAAAAAAAAAAAAUUCUUCCCUAUUCCUGGUUUAGUCAACAACACUAAUGAGAAUUGUAAUGGUGCUCUAAUCUGGAGCAAUAUGCCCCCAUCAUUUCCCUUGUAUCCACCAACUUGAUUAACAAAAUUAAAGGCACAUCCUAUUUUUAUUUUUUGGGGAGUAGUUAAAAUUAACAAAAAAUGAGUGUACAAAAGCACACAUACAGAUUCACAAAUAGAAAACCAGAAGAGAACAGUGAUUCACCAAGAAGAAUUUUGCUUUUACUUCCUUUCAACAGCAAUGUAUUAAGUAUUAUUAUUAUUAUUAUGUUAUUUAUAUAGCGCCAUCAAAUUCCGCAAAGCUUUACAAUGGGUAAAAAAGGGACACUAUAGUCACCAGAACAACUACAGCUUAUUGUAUUUGUUCUGGUGAGUAGAAUCAUUCCCUUCAGGCGUUUUGCAGUAAACCCUGUCUUUUCAGAGAAAAAGCAGUGUUUACAUUACAGCCUAAUGAUAACUCCACUGGCCACUCCUCAGGAGAGGCUGAUUGGCUAUGGCUGUUUUUGACUUGUGCUGGCUCUGCCCAUAAUCUGCCUCUUUAAUAGUCUUAUCCAAUCCAAUGGGAAAGCAUUUUGAUUAGCUCAGAGAAUCACUUCUGAUGAUGUCAGCCAACCAGGCAGAUCAGACAAAGGUAGCAGGUGCAGACUUGAAUCCAAGUAACAUACUAUAGUUAGGGAGUGGGGGGAGGGGUUAGAUGGUAGUUUUAGAUGAAAGAGAAAAUGAAAUUAGUGUAAACCAAUUAGCCAAACAGGGAAAAGAUGACAAGUUAUACAGAGGACCAAGUGUAACGUAUCCAGUGUGGUAGACAGACUUUCCAGGUGUGUAAACAUAUUUGAAUAUAUACACUAAACUACACAAUAUAUGCAGAAUAAGGUGGAAUAGGGUCCAUCAAUUAGUGGUAGGGAAGUUGUGGGAAACCAGAUAAAAGUAGACUGCCCUAGAAAAGGAGAUCCCUUAUUGGGGGUUGCAGUGUAUUCCAUUAUGGCAGGACUAGCAACUCCUGCCGGUGAAAGGUGGAGGUGGGGGUCAAACGGAGUAUAAAUGAAGCUUCUUAACAAUGAGGACAGGCCAAGUAGAUUUAUUUUUGCCAAUACGAAAGGGCAUGUGGUUUGGGGUACAUUUGGGAGAUCUUGCAAGGUGAGAAUACCAGUUAUUUCUUCUGGAAUGUGUGGCCAACAAGUGUGUAGAACUAAAAUUCCAUGAAGCUUUGCCCACACCCAGCAUUAAGAAGUAAUUCUAGAGAGGUUCUACCCCAGUAGUUUAUUUACUACAUUCCAAAUGUCCUUCAGAAUAAUGAAGUAUUAUUUUUCCAUUUGGCAGAAGAAUAGUAGAGAAUAGCAAUAUAUUGAAGCUUGUGGUUAUGAGACUUGCCA